AUGACCACCUUCCUUCAUCUCAACUCUUCAAGUCAGGUUAAGGAACCUGCCAUCCGGUCUUGUGCCUGCCGCUUCCAUCCCGUCCCAUCGGCCCGGAUGUCUCCCUCUCUCCCCCCAACCUCCACUCACAUCAAUAACGACAACGGCAACGACAACGACUACGACACCGACUUUUCGCCAUUCGGCCCCCAAAACCAGCUCACGACGAUCCUCGAAGACCGUCCCCUUUGCUUGCCAGAUGCAGCUUUGCGGCCGCCAGCGGCAAAACACAGCCACAACUCAAGACUCGCGGCAUCUCCCUCACCCAACCAUUUCCUGCACUUUCCAAGGUGGAAAGACACGCACAGCUCGUCUCCAGCCAUACGGUACCGAAUCACCCCCCUCGAACGCCAACGUCUACGCGUCUACUCUCCUGACGCAAGAUACAGGCUCAGCCCUUGUGGCAACAUGCAGAAUACGAGAACACAAGGCCUGCUCAAGUUGCCUCAUGCAAAGUGCAUCUCCACCGCCCACCCAGCACUUGACCUCCAGAUUUGCAUUCACAGCAGCUGUAGCCUGUCCUUGAAAGUUUCCUCCCCCGAUAUGGGGCGCCGAGCCACGGAGCCGACGCGGCCUGAUCGCCGCUGGAGCCCCCCGUUCCUGAAACUUUUCUAUUCCUGUUCUUAG
Molecule: messenger RNA, 666 nt
Organism: Colletotrichum orchidophilum
Lineage: Eukaryota; Fungi; Ascomycota; Sordariomycetes; Glomerellales; Glomerellaceae
Exons: 2
Coding region: 1-666 (221 amino acids)
Source: RefSeq, a predicted model, not a curated record